Messenger RNA from Dreissena polymorpha, 1209 nucleotides. RefSeq lists its product as uncharacterized. The transcript is spliced from 2 exons. Bases 19 to 1209 code for a protein of 396 amino acids. Lineage: Eukaryota; Metazoa; Mollusca; Bivalvia; Myida; Dreissenidae. Gene Ontology annotation, molecular function: ATP hydrolysis activity. The record is from RefSeq and is a predicted model, not a curated record. Gene Ontology annotation, biological process: double-strand break repair.
GUUGUGCCCAACUGAAAAAUGCUGAAAAACAUUUGGUUAAAUAAUUUCGUUGUGUUUGACAAAGAAGAAAGCUUUGAUUUUCAAUCUCAGCAUGGUCCAUAUAUAUUCAUUGGUGAGAACGGCUCUGGAAAGAGUGCAGUAUUUGAAGGAAUUCGUCGCUGUCUUAAGGCGGAUUUAAACACAUCUGUUUCGCGACCCUUCAAUCCAAACGAAGUGUCAUAUUUUAUGUGUAUUUUUCAAAUUGACGAAAAAAAGGAUAUGAUAAGCGGAACUUUGUGCAUUCCUACAAAUAAAGCUGUACAGAAAGUAGAUCCAUGUGGAACCAAGUACAAACCAUUAGAAACGAAUUCGCUGGAUUAUUACCAAUUUGCAAUUGAGCACGAAGAAAAGAAAGUCAUUCGUGUUUAUGUUGAUUUUCUAAAAUUACCAACAACAAAUGAAAGUAAGGCAGGCAUUCAGACACAUCAGGUAACACUCAACGAUUCCGAAGGAAAAGUAUUAAAGGAUUUGUCUGCCAGCAACGUUGUGUCGCUUCUCAUGCACAUUCUAAACUACGAAAAUAUUUCAAUAGAGCGCGACCACAAAAGCUCAACACAUUGUCAGAUGUUGCUUAUGGAAUUUUCAACUAAGCUUGUGUUUACCUUUCCAUUAAGAUCGAUUGGGCCAUUGCAGUGGUCCGAAAGUCAUAGAAUCAAAGGUGAAGAACGGGCCAAAAAUUACAAAAAGGCGGAAAAAAGGUGUGAAAUAAUAAAAACAUUCCUAACAGAUGAAAACAAUGCCAAAUUUGAUAAAGAAAAGGAAAAGCGAAUAUUUCAAAUGAUAACAAGCAUGUCAGACGAAUACAAGUAUAACUUUACAUUGGAUGAGGGCCAAGAUGGGAUUUUAGUGAACCAAGACAACUUCACGCUUCUUAAAACACCGGAAGGGAUUUUGGAAGCCAAAUACGUAUCAAUUCUUCUAUCAGGAAAGUGCUACAAAACAAUUUUGCUUGAAGAACCCGACAGAGGCAUGCACCCUCAGUUUGUUAAACGCAUGACGCAAGCAAUUAAGCAAGAGGUAGAGACUAAGGGGACGAUGGUAUUACUCACCACUCACAAUACGGCAUUCUUAACACCGUCGACCCUGUCCAAUUGCUAUCAAUUCAGCAGAGUAAGUAAUGCCUGUACUGUAAUUGCCGUAAGAAAGAUAGGCAUACGGAAAUGGAAGUAG